CUAUUUCCAACACGGAUGAGUCAGCUUCGUCGUCCGCCGACAGCGCCGACGUUCAGGAACACGUGGCACUGUAUUUAAGAGGAACACAGAGCGGUGCCGUUCAUUCCGCCAGGGAUUGAUAUCUGGUGUUUGCAGUAGCAGUGUACAGUAUAGGGAUUAUAGAGUCGCCGAUCAAUAUACCCACGGAGAUGAGCAAAAGAAAAGCACCGCGAGCCAGUAAUUGCUGGGUUUCUUCACUCUCUAAUCAAACGUCAAAGAUGGAGUUUCUGCUAAAUGUCGCGAUUUGGGCACUUUUGCUCGUCCACGUGGACUCUGCAGGGAAGGAACAUUCCUUAGUGGAUCAUUUGAACAAUAUGAAGGUUUCCUCCUUACACGCUGAUGAACCUCCAUCAUCAUCAUCCUCAUCAUCCUCUAGCUCGUAUAAUGGAGGAUCUGAGCCAAUUGCAGAAGCUGAGAAUACCACAGUGGACACCGCUGUGCUGGAUUACCUAAACUCCACAACCUUGAAUGAAACCUCCGAUUUGGACCCAAGCACACUGAUCCAACCCAAAGCUAAGGAAAAUAACACAGGCAAUGACACUAAAAUCCAAGUUCCAGAAAAGCUAUUGCCAAAGGCCCUGGCUGAAAUAACCUCACACCACCUAUCCUCCUCCAACACCACCCUCUCCAACUCAACCACCAACACCACCUCCACCACCGCUGCCGCCGCCGCCACCACCAACGCCACCGCCGCCACCGCCUACACCGCUCCUACCUCCGACCCCCCAAAUACAGAGCAGGCACUCUCCUCCACCCAAACUCCCAGCACACCGACCACCAUAUCCCACCAGCCCAACCCAGCCCCAAACACCACAGCUACACCCGCGCCCACACCCUCCCACCCCAGCGGACCAGCUGCCCUUACCAGCAGCACCAGUGGCAGCUCGAUCCCUGCCUCCGAAGCGCCAAAAGAUGUCCCCAGUACCCAGCAGCACAGAGAGCCCUCCUCUGCACGCCCCAAGAUCACUGCUGAAACCUACAGGGCAGGCACGCUGGCGACAUCCACCACCACGUCGAGCAACUCCUCCACCCAGACCGAAGCACAUGCCAACACCCCCUCUCCGCUCAGCGUGGAAGUCACCGAGAAGGCCGUAGACCCCCUAGUGGCGGGUCUGGUGUCGGCCUUCAUCGCCACCGCAGUCGUCAUCACCCUUCUGCUCUUCCUCAAACUGCGCAGGAGAGACAACCGGCCCCAGUUUCACAGGCUCCAAGACUUGCCGAUGGAUGACAUGAUGGAGGACACGCCUCUGUCCAUGUACAGCUACUGAUGGAGAGAGGGUGGAGGGGCAGGCAGCAGCCACCAGACGGCCUGAAAGUCCAACACAACCUCACAGUAGUCUCUCGAUAAGAGUGCCCUUUCCUUUCUCUGCACCACAAAGAAGGGAUACCGGGUUAGGUCUGUUACGCCUGUUCUGUAAGUUCAGUUGAAUGUGCAUCUCUAGAUCCUCAGAGAUGGCGGCUGAAACGGCAAUUGAGAAAUAAGGAUGUUGCCCAUGUUGGGAGGAUCCUUCUAACAAAAUGUAAAUGUAAACUAUGGAUAAAUAUAUAUUAUAUAUUGUGAGACCUUACCACACAACCACAACUUAGGCAACAACACCUGAACACCUGAUAUAAUUUUUUUAUUGUUUUUGAGGGUUUAUGUUAAGAGACCUUAGGAUAAGGAUAUGAUGAGGCGGAAUUACACACUUCAUUCUCGUGUCCUUACCGAGAAGGAAAAAGCAGUAGCACCAGCUGGCUGGGUUCACAAUAGCUGUUCUUGUCACCAAUGUGUUUGAUGAGUUUGUUUUGGAGGAAGGUAGUGGUAAUCUGUUAGGGAUCCAUCUAUGAUCAGCCUUGGUCGCCCCACUUCCCUGCUGCUUGCCAUUUUAAAGGUCUGAUCGUUGGGCUACUAGGCCUGAGUGGGGUAUUAAACAAUUAUUUAACUGAUGCAUGGGAGUAAGUUGUUCUGUUUUGGGUAAGGAGGAAGAUCAGCUUUUUGUGUCAAAAUACCCAAGGGAUGUAUUAGGAUCUUAAUACGCUAAAAAUGGCAUGUCAGUAGUAUCCAAUUACCAAAACCAAACACCAUGGUUGGGUCAUGCUAUUGAAUCCAACUGUAGUCAUGCGUCAGUUAAGGAUUGUACGUUUAAAGAGUACCUACACACUAGAUUACUUUGGGGAAUUUCCUAUUCUAAAAAAAUAAACUAAAACCGUGAAAGGCUUUGUACACUGUUAGCAUACAUUUCCGAUCAUUAGCAUGGUCAGGUAACAUCAUCUCUAUACUGUAGACCUUUAACCACAUUUAAAAUACAGCAUGGAUCAUCUUUAAAACAAGACAAAUCGUAAGCAAAGGUCUGUCUAUGCUAUUAUAUAAAACACCAUCUAAAGUGUUAUUAUUACAUUGGUCAUCCAAACAUUAGAUUAACAACUGCCUUCAUUUAUGUUUUAUGGUGCAUUAACGAUGAUACAUUUGUUUUUCAUAUGUUUCUCAUUCUUAGCUUCGUAAUUUAUAACGGCUACACUUUGCUAUAAAAUUUAUUUUGCGAUCAUUGGCGCGACAAUUUUAAUUAAAACUUCACAUUUAGCCAAUCUAAUACAUUGCUCUGGUAGUGUCUAUUAAUAGUCAGGUGUUAUGGUGUUGACAUCCAAUUAUCGAAAACACUGAUGUAAAAAAAUAUAGGGUGAUAGAAGCAUCAGUACUUGCUAGAGGAGGACUCUAAUCUCUGAUAGGAAGCAGGAUAUCAACAAGGUGAUCUCGUUGGUAUUUACUCUUUUACAAGGUUGCACUUUAUGUUUAAAGGAUUGCAGAAAAGGGAAAAAAGUAAAUAGUUUAUGUGAUUGAGAUGUGAGGUGUGUGUGUGUGUGUGUGUGUGUGUGUGUGUGUGUGUGUGUGUGUGUGUGUGUGUGUGUGUGUGUGUGUGUGUGUGUGUGUGUGUGUGUGUGUGAGUGUGCGUGUGUAUAUAUUUGCGCAUGCCCGCGCGUGUGUGUCUGUCCAUACUAUCGCAUCGUUUGUCUAUGUGUUUACACAUAUUUUUAAAUGUGCACGGGUCGAUAUGGUAGAGGGUAUUUAAGUGUUUUUACUGAAUGCAAAAUACUGCUGUACUUUCUUUUGCUUUAGUGUUUAUUUUUUAUUCUUUCCUGAGAUCAAUAGUCCAAGAUAGUGCCUUGUACAGGGUAGGGACGACUCUUAUUGUAUACUGUGUAUGUCUGUAUUGUAUUCAUAUUCACACGCUCUAUUCUCUCAGCUCUACCAGUCAUUCAAAGUGCAAUGCUUUCAUCCCAACACAAGCAGACACAUAGGACUUUGGUGCAGCUUGUACAUGCCUGAAUUUGCCAAUGGGCCUGAGCAGAUUCCUGUGUUUGUCCAUCAUUCAUACCGGGGCAAAUCAAAGUUAUAAUCUGCCUCCCUUUUAGAUACGUAAGAAAGAAAGUUGUUGGUUGGCUACAGAUGACGGGUGCAUCAAGCCAGGCAAAUCGAUAGAAAACAAAAGUAAUGUCGCUAACACUUUCAACUUUAUGAAGAGUUGACUGGAAGAUGAAAGGCAUCUUCCAUUGAUUAUAGUUCUAGAACCUUGAAGAAAUAAAAAAAAUUUACGUGUUAAGUUGAACACUGAGUGUGAAUAAGAACAAACGUGCAUUUAUUGAAUCGGAAAACUUGCCAAUUAUUUCUCAUAAUGCACUGCCUAAAAUUAACUUGCCAUUAUCUGUUGUGUAGUUGCUUGAUAAUACAUGUUCCAUGACUAGCAAUGUGUAGUCAUAAAUUAAACACGCCAGCUUAUUUUUUACAUUAAAGCAUUAUGUGUUAACAUCAUUCAUUGCAUUAUCAGGAUUUCAAUUCUGCUGUAGAUGAUGGCCUGAUCUCUUGAUGUUUGAUUAAAGUUAUUUUUUAAGCCAU
Molecule: messenger RNA, 3910 nt
Organism: Gadus macrocephalus (Pacific cod)
Lineage: Eukaryota; Metazoa; Chordata; Actinopteri; Gadiformes; Gadidae
Product: mucin-2-like
Exons: 5
Coding region: 189-1307 (372 amino acids)
Source: RefSeq, a predicted model, not a curated record